AAGCAGAAAAAGAUGUUGUAAAGCGGCAGGCAAUGGAAGAUGAGAAGAGAAUGGAAUGGAGGUUGGCAGUGAUAAGGGAGAAGAAGAGGAGAGUGGACGUGGCAGCGGAGGCAGCAAAAAAUUAGGGGAGGUAAAAAGGAUAGAAGAGCAACUAGCCGCCCAGACUGAACUCCCAGCCCAAAUGCGAGUCAUAGCUCGAAAUGUUGCACGCCUGGCACGAAUUCAGGCGGAGCAAUAUGACUUUAGUAGGAGUCAACACAUAGCUGUGCGUUCAAUAAAGUUGGGAUUCCGGGACUUUGCUCGAGAGUUGGUAGGCGCUAUAGGCACUGAGGUGGGCCACCGCCUCGACAAGACUCAACGGUUUUGCGCUGGCGCCAUUGAGGGCGUCAAGGCGGCAGCCCCCAAGGAGGAGGAAGCACGUCCUCCUCGCCGGGAACCGGUCAAGGUCAAAUUCCCUGAUUCCUACAGURGGAAAAGGGAAGAGAACUUUGACAACUGGGAAGCCAACGUUAAGACCUAUGUGCACUUGCAACAGGUCUCCCCGGAUCAGCAGGUUCUAAUUGCGAUCCACGCGCUGAGAGAUGAGGCCGCCAGUUUUGCAAGGUCCCUAGUUCGCGCUGCCAACUGUAGUGACGAUCCCGUUGCGUACUCCUCGUUCACGUCCCUCAUCGAAUUCUUGAAGUUGUUGCUCGAGAGAUUUGCUGAUGUCGCCCACAGCGUUAAAGCCUCAGAUAGGCUGCAGACGAUCCACUCUCGUAAGUGGAAGAGUGCCAAGGCCCUUAAGAGUACAAUGGAUGAGUUAGUGGCUGUCCCUGACCACGGGGUUACAGACACCCAGUUGGUCGGCCUCUUCUAUCGGGCUAUACCCGAAGCCCUUCGAGGGUAUUUCUUCGCAAAGAGCGAAGACCCUGCCACUACGUACGAUUCUCUUAGUCGUGAGGUGGUGGCCUUCGAGGCCAAGUCUAUGUCAGUGUCUACCUUCUGGCACAAGGACUUGGACAAGGGGAAGCAAUGUAAAGGCCGCACUAUCUCAGGGCAGGUAAAGACCAAGGACAGCCUUGUCCUGACCUUAGAUGAGGGUAGUGUGGAUGAGAUCCCCUACGAACAGAUCGAGUGGGGGUUAGAGGAAGAGGACAGCGGUGUGGGCCAGGGGAGGACUUACGCUGCUGUCGUGGCUGGAGGGAGGCCGCAAGGAGGACGAGGCCAGGGUCAAGGGGGUCGGGCCUCAGGGAGCCGGUUUCAGGGCGAUCAGGGGGUUGGCGGUAGAGGAGGAAACCGCCAAGCGGGACGCAGGGGUCAAGGUCCCCCGCAAAACCGUCCUAGGAAUAAGUCUCCCUAUAGGACGUAUUUCCGCCUAGAGAAAGAUGGGAAAGUGGAGAAGGUCCUCCACUCCCUGACUCUUCUCGUAGAAGACAGCCUCCCAUUGGAUAUUGUUCUGGGAAUGGAUUGGGGAGAGGCAGCCGGGGCCACGCUCCAUUUGAAGGAGCACGAGUGUAGGCUCCCUAGUUCUUCAGGCGAGGCUAAGACUGCCCACCUGUUCCAUGUGUCAGGAGUAGAGAAUCCCUUGGCACAUUGCUGUCUUAGUGCUCCUGCGUUCGCCAGGACCCUCGAAGAGCAUCAGGGUCAUCUCAGGCAGGUCUUGGAGAAGCUGAGGGAAGCUAACUUCCUGAUCAAUGCAAAGAAGUGCAAUUGGGCGAAAACCCAAGUUUUGUACUUAGGCCACGUCUUAGACGGAGACGGCGUUAAGCCAGAGGAUAGCAAGAUCUCAACGAUUAGAGAUUGGCCCACGCCACGUACGCUGACAGAGUUGCGCUCGUUCCUGGGCUUAGCUAAUUACUACCGGAAGUUCGUGAUGAACUUCUCUACCAUCGCUGCGCCCCUUCGCAGAUUGUUGAGAAAGGAGACCAUCUGGAAGUGGGAUAAGGACUGCACGUCUGCCAUGAAGAAGUUAAAGCAGUCAUUGAUAGAGUAUCCAGUCCUUAAAGUCGCCGAUCCGUCCUUGCCCUUUGUUGUCACGACCGAUGCGAGUCAAUACGGCAUGGCGCAGUGUUACAGCAAGACGAUGGCAAUGGGUAUAGACCCGUAGAGUUCAUGUCUGCCAGAAUGCCUUCAGAGAAGGUCGCGACAUCUACCUAUGAGCGGGAACUC
Chara braunii is the source of this 2148-nucleotide messenger RNA. The record is from the annotation of a GenBank genome assembly. Lineage: Eukaryota; Viridiplantae; Streptophyta; Charophyceae; Charales; Characeae.